Molecule: messenger RNA, 2506 nt
Organism: Thermothielavioides terrestris NRRL 8126
Lineage: Eukaryota; Fungi; Ascomycota; Sordariomycetes; Sordariales; Chaetomiaceae
Exons: 2
Coding region: 123-2363 (746 amino acids)
Cellular component (GO): microtubule; membrane; cytoplasm
Molecular function (GO): GTPase activity; GTP binding; microtubule binding
Source: RefSeq, a predicted model, not a curated record
CUAAGAACUACACACAUUGAUAGACCUCCUCAGAAACACCGUUACCAUGACCCUGGACGCUCAGAAGCCGCAAAAAUCCCAGCAGGACCUGCUUGUCAAUGACUCUCUCCUCAAGAAGAUCGAUGCACUCCGGGCCAAAAACAUCGGCAAGCACGUACCGCUUCCCCAGGCAUGUGUCUCCCUGCAUCCCUGGGCCUUGGCCUCUGUCUCCCAUCAUUGCUAACCACGCAGCGCAGCUCGUUGUUGUCGGCGACCAGAGCUCGGGCAAGUCAUCCCUGCUGGAGAGCCUCACCGGCAUCCCCUUCCCGCGCGACGUGGAGCUCUGCACGCGGUAUGCGACUCAGAUCACCCAGCGUCGCGACGACGUGUCUCGCGUCGAGGUCAGCAUCAUCCCGGGACCGAAUGCGUCCGAGGCGCACAAGCGGCAUGUCGAGGGAUACCGCAGCCCCGCGCUGAACCCCGAGGACUUCCGCCAGCAGUUCCCGUCCAUUCUGAGAGAGGUCAAUGAGAGGAUGGGCAUCCGGAUGAGGCUUUCCUCGAAUGGCAGCUCCGAUUCCAGCUUCUUGUCUGCCCAGUUCGCCUCUGACGCCUCCUCGUCGGAAGACGACGGCCAGCCGGUCACGCGCCCCCAAGGAGGCAGCGUGUUCAGCGAGGACGUGCUCAAGAUCGAGAUUUGCGGCCCGUCGGUCGACUACCUCACCGUCAUUGACGUGCCGGGCAUCUUCCGCAUGCCCACCCCGGGCGUCACGACGAAGGCCGACAUGGUUCUGGUCAGGAAUAUGGUGCGAUGGUACAUUCAAGACAGCCGCACCGUCAUCCUGGCCGUGCUUCCCUGCAACAUCGAUAUCUCGAACCAGGAGAUCCUGACGCUGGCAGAGGAGUACGACAAGAAUGGCGAGCGGACCCUCGGCAUCCUGACCAAGCCGGACCUGGUGACGGAGCCGAGCGCCCAAGCCGCCGUGCGCAAUAUCAUCCUUGGGAAAAAGAAGCAGCUCAGGCUCGGCUACUACCUUGUCCGAAGCCGCGGCGCCGACAUGAAUGACGCUGACUUCCUCCACCGCGAGGAUGAGUUCAAGAAGGCGGCAUGGGCCAGCCUGCCGCCCCCGAGGGUCGGCGUCGGCGCGCUGAAGCGACGCCUUGCCGAGCUCCUGGGACACAUGGCCCGGCGUGAGUUCCCCAAGCUGCGGAAGGAGAUUGGCGAGAUGCUCCAUUCCGUCCAAAGGGAGCGAGACAGCCUGGGCCCGUCUCGCAAGGACGAGCAAGAGCAGCGCCGGUUCCUGAGCGGAGUGGCCCAGGAAUUCCAAGAGCUGGUGCGGGCUGGUCUCGAGGCUCAAUACGCGGUCAGCGCCGCGUUCGAGAAGUCCGCGGAGCUCCGUCUCGUAACGCGGGUGGUCAACCUCGCCGAUGCCUUCAGCGAUGAGUUCAAGCGCAAUUCGGUCCUCCGCCGCUUCGACACGAUCGACGAGCCAGUGAAAGUCGAGGCCAGCCCAUCGCGGGCCACGCCCGACUCGGACCGCUCAGACAGCAUCCUGGAAUUCGCCCGAGACAUUGACACCGAGGACUACCCGGAGCUCGAGAACAUCAUCAGUCACGACUAUGACAUCGAGGAACCAGAGGACGGCAUCCUCGACUGGAUCACCGACCUCUAUGUCCGCUCGCGCGGAAUGGAUCUCGGCACCUUCAGCAGCGCGGUCUGGGCGAGCGCGUGGACCGAGCAGUCCAGCAAGUGGCCGGCCAUGAGCAGGGCGUUCAUGAGCAAGGUCAUCGUGGCGGUCCACCGCUUCAUCAUGGCCGCGCUGGAAGUCGUGUGCGCGGACCCGCGCGUCCGCGAAGAGCUGUGGUCGGCCAUGCAGGACGAGGUGCUGCGGCGCUACGAGGCGGGCAUGGCGGCGGCCGAGUACCUGGCGUCUGCGGAGCGCGACACGAAGCCCUACACGCUGGACCGUCACUUCAACGAGCACCGGCAGCGCUGCCGCGGCGGGCGCAUCGCCGGCCUGCUGCAGCACGUCACCGGCCACAAGGACUACCAAGGCCUGGUGAGCAUCCGGCAGGUCAGCAACGUCACGGAGCAGAAGCCCAACAUCGAGGACAUCGUCGAAAAGCUGCACGACGAUCUCAGCGCGUACUACGACAUCGCGUGCAGCCGUUUCGUGGACAACCUCCUCAACCAGGCGGUCAACUACCAUCUCCUCUUCGGGCCGUCGACUCCUCUCGGCGUGUUCAGCCAGGAGUGGGUGAUCGGGCUGAAACCUGACCAGCUGGAGGCCAUUGCCGGCGAGUCCCCGAGCAUCAAGGAGCAUCGGGAGAGACUGGCCCAGAAGAUCAACGAUCUGACGGCCGCCAAGGAAAUUUUGCGGCAUUAGUGUGUGGCCUGAGCGAGGUCUCUCGAGAGCGCUGGCUCGUUUCGGAAUUCUUUGUUUGUAUGUGUAUGUGUCUGUGCGUGUGUUCGUGUGUUUUCAUCUGGUAUUGUUUGGUUGAAUCGUUUUCGCACAAAUUGCCGCCGUCU